AUGAGUCAAGAAAAAUAUUCGCUUAACGAAUAUAUGUAAGUUUAAUUUAGUGAAAUUCUUCAAGAUCACAUCCAAACUUGCGAAAGAGAAAAUAAAUUUACUGAGGCUGAGCACGCAAAAAAAAGGCUAAACGAUCUUUUAGAGCAAGAAGAACGUAAAAAAGUUAAAGAAGCCAAAUUGAAUCAUGAAGCCGAAAGAUCAGAACUUGAAGAUGGGCAUUUGCUAGAAUUUCAGAAUUUCGUUAAUAUAUGAGACAAAAAGAUAAGAGAACAAAAACAAUUUUCUGAACAAGAAUUAUUUUCACUUAUGAAUAGGCAUGAAAGAGAAAAAUCUCAGCUUGAAGAUCGACUUCAAAGCCAAAUUCAAGUUAAGCCUAAGCCCACUGCUGAAAUUUUGAAUUUAAUGAAUAUUAAAGAACGAUUAUUGAAAUUAAAGGAUUAUGGAGAAGCACAGGUCGUGCAAAAAAGAAUAAAUCUACUAAAUAAGAGUGAAAUUGAAAAUUGGGAAAAAGAAAGAAAAAGAAAAAUGAUGCAAAAAUUGAUUCAGCUAGAAAAAAGACAAGGGAUAGAGAUGAGUGCUUUGAAAAUUAGGCUGAAAGCAUUUGAAAAUGAUAUUAUUAAAAAGAAAUCGGAAGAGCUGGAGAGAUUACUGCAAAAAUAUCAAAAUAUUAAGAAAGAUCUAGAAAAUUACCAAGUACAAGAAAUAAACCAUAUGGUGAUGCAUAAAUAA
Molecule: messenger RNA, 729 nt
Organism: Blepharisma stoltei
Lineage: Eukaryota; Ciliophora; Heterotrichea; Heterotrichida; Blepharismidae
Source: the annotation of a GenBank genome assembly